Molecule: messenger RNA, 2789 nt
Organism: Limanda limanda (common dab)
Lineage: Eukaryota; Metazoa; Chordata; Actinopteri; Pleuronectiformes; Pleuronectidae
Gene: sdr16c5a
Product: short chain dehydrogenase/reductase family 16C, member 5a
Exons: 7
Coding region: 166-1086 (306 amino acids)
Cellular component (GO): lipid droplet
Molecular function (GO): oxidoreductase activity, acting on the CH-OH group of donors, NAD or NADP as acceptor
Source: RefSeq, a predicted model, not a curated record
ACACACACACACGCGCAUUCACACUGUGUUGGCUGUGAUAACACAUGGCUGUGUAAAACACAACGUACUAACAACGUUAGUACUCCGAACGGUUACAUUCGAUGACCUGGGAGCAGAGGACAGACACUCGCACCUACUGACAUUCAACAUCUAUCUCGAUCUAUAAUGAAUAUAUUCCUGGAAACAAUCCAGGUCCUCCUGCUGUCAUUGUGGUACAAUGUGGAAUCCUUCAUCCAUCUCUUUGUGCCCCGGAAGAGAAAGACCAUAGCUGGUGAGGUGGUGCUGCUUACGGGGGCAGGUAGCGGGAUUGGUCGCCUCAUGGCUCAGGAGUUUGCGGCCCUUGGCACUGUGCUGGUUUUGUGGGACAUUAACCAGGAUGGGAUGAAGGAAACUGCCAGACUGGCUAAACAGAGUGGAGCCAGCAGAGUACACUACUACCUGUGUGACUGUAGUGACAGGAACGAAGUUUACAGAGUGGCUGACCAGGUAAAGCGAGAAGUGGGUGAUGUCAGCAUUCUGGUGAAUAACGCUGGCAUCGUGACAGGAAAGAAGUUCAUGGAUGCUCCAGAUUCCCUGAUUGAGAAGACAGUGGAGGUCAACACAAUGGCUCACUUCUGGACAUACAAGGCCUUCCUUCCUGCUAUGAUUGCCAACAAUCACGGACAUCUUGUCAGCAUUGCCAGUUCUGCUGGGCUCGUAGGAGUCAAUGGAUUGGCAGACUAUUGUGCCAGUAAGUUUGCAGCAGUAGGUUUUGCAGAGUCCGUGGGUCUGGAGCUACUGGCGACUGGGAAGGAUGGCAUCAAGACCACCAUUGUGUGUCCAUACUUCAUCAACACUGGGAUGUUUGAUGGAUGUCAAACCAAGUGGCCAACGCUGCUACCCAUCUUGAAUCCAGACUAUGUGGUGAAGAAGAUCAUCCAUGCUGUGCUCACAGACCAAGCGUACCUGCUGCUGCCCAAGACUUUGUACCUCAUCACUGCUCUCAAGAACAUCCUCCCCGUGAAGCAAGGCAUUAUGCUGGGCCAGUACCUGGGAGCCUUCAACCUCAUGGAAAAUUUCAGGGGACGCAGCAAAAAACUUGAGUGAGGUAGCAGAAUAAGAAGUGAAGAAUGAUAUGGAAGUAUUAAAGCUAUCCAUUUCAACACCCCUUUUAAUCCAAAUCUUCCUAGUGUGUUGUUGAAAUUAUACAGCCCAGGACAGAACAGUAGAGGGCAACAAAUAAAUACAAAUAUUGAUGUUCUAUUGGUUUCUCUAUAUCUGAGAUUGUAUAAUCCAUAUUUUAAGCCUAAUAAUCAUAUUUGGGCUACUUUUAAACUACAUUAUCGUGAGUGAUUUUUAAAUAUGAUUUUAUAGAAAAUAAAAUGUGCUUUCAAAGAUUACCAUGAAUCUUCCUGAUCGAUUAUGGAAGUUGAAUGUGUAUGCAAGUGUUCUUGACUGCUACUACCUGUUAAAGUACCAAUAUGGCUGGAUCACUAUACCUCCAAUACAACAGCCAAUAUCUCAAUGUCAUAUUAACAAUUUUAGGGGUCCACAAUAAUCACGUAUGUGGGGUUUUAAUUUUGCUCAGGGUCAUUUCACAUCUCACAAGUAAAGUGCCUUGACCAAGCACUCAUCCUCAGGUACAAUGAAGUGAACUGAGAUUCUUAGGUCAGUGAUAGCUUUUAACUAUUCAAAGGUUAACUAGAACUGCACUAGCUAGUAGCAUACUAGCCUGUUAGAGAUAGCAAGUAGGUGACUGGGGACCCCUCUGCUUUUGUUAUUGUUUCCAUAUAUUCAUGCAUUGGUGACAUUUUCCACCCAAGCAGAUCACAUACAUUGACUUUGCUUAGUGUGAAUACCCCUUGAUCUUAGCCAAGCUCAUGUCAUCUGCAAACUGAAUUUCCAGAACAUUUUGAGGCACAAAGACAAAGUUGUCCCAAACUGUGACAAAUGUCAGAUAAAUUAGCGCUAAAUUAGAGGCGGUUAAAUGGAAGCAAUAUGCAUUUGUAGUCUCCUAGUGAGCAAAGCAAACUUCAGCUAUAUCCAUUAACUUUUCAUUUCCUACUGUGUUAUUCCUGUCAUCAAGCUAAUGUUAAUUUAAAAAGCUGCAGAAGGGUCUACUUUAUGGUUCACUUGCAACAUGCACAGCUGUGCUUUAACAUUACAAUUAUGCCUGCUAUUAGUCUUGUGUCUUGAUGUAGGUAAAACUGUGUCAGAAGAAUCACAGGGAGCUUGAAUAUCUCAGUGUUCUUCCACUAAUAUGUUCAGACAUCAAGUACCCCUUUCCCUGCGGGUGAAAACAUUUUCAACAUUCAGAAACAACUGAAGUCACAGUUUUUUGUUACUGUUCUUUUUGAAGUAAUAGCCAAAUAUGUUGCACUAAUUUCCAGAGAGAUUUUAACAGUCCUAUGUUAACUGAUGAAGUACAUUUACAUGCACUAACAUUGUUUGUAAAAUAUUAUAUUAUAAGACUAUAAUAGACAUAUCUGAAUGCAUAUCUAUCAGGGAUCAUCUAAACUUAACGAUUUAUAUCAUUUGAGUGUAUGUAAUUUGCAUUUGACAUCUCAUCUUGAACAUGUAUUCUGUAAAAGCUUAAUUGUUGAUAUGUCCAUAUGGAAUAGGGUCCAGCGUAUACCAGUUGAUUUAUCAUGUAAACCAAUAAAGAAAUCAGUUAAAGGAAUGUAGGGAGUGUUGUUAAGUAUGAAUCAAACAGUACAUUUUCAGGGUCAGUCUCACAAUGUUUGAAAGUGAGCUACCUGCAACACUUAUUCAGAAAAUCCUGAUGAUUAAAUUUCAUUUCAAAUGUAAAA